GAUCCAACAACGCGGAAGUCCGGCUGAGAUGACUACACUCUGACAUCGCCGUGGACAGCAGUUCUACUGUGGGACAGUCGCUGUGGGAGUUCAGAGCUUUGUUGGAUAUGAAUUUAAUCGAUAUUUAAACGCAUUGGGUUUGACAGGCGGUGAUAUUACGCACAGGGUGUGUGUCAGGUGUAGCUUUGUUUCUCACACUCUGAGUGCCGGCUUCGCCUCAAUAGGAUGACGUUCUUCCGCAGGCUUCUGCGCAGACGACUGCACCCAUGGAAGCUGGCCAUAGUGGCGUUGGUAUUCGUGACGUUCCUGUUUCUGAUGCAGCGAGAGGUGGUCAGUCAGAGCCCCCAGGACGAACCCUGGCUCAAAGGGAUUGUGGAGAAACGGGACGGCGUUCUUGAGAUGGUCAUGGGUGCGGUGAAUAACUUCCGGGACGCUAUGCCCAAGAUGCAGAUAAAAGCUCCGGUGAGGAAGCAGGAGAGCCAGGGCAGUCUGGCCUGUCUGGCCGGAUACUACACGGCUGCUGAGCUCAGACCGGUCCUUGAAAGACCACCGCAAAACCCCACUGCCCCAGGGGCUUCUGGGAAGGCUUUUCACACUGACAAUCUGAGCUCAUCGGAGCAAAAAGAAAAGGAGAGGGGAGAAGAGAAGCACUGCUUUAACUUGUACGCCAGUGACCGGAUCUCACUAAGCAGAGACCUUGGCCCAGAUACGAGACCUCCAGAAUGCAUCGAACAGACAUUCAGACGCUGUCCACCCCUGCCGACCACAAGCGUGAUCAUCGUCUUCCACAACGAGGCGUGGAGCACGUUACUGCGGACCGUCUACAGCGUCCUGCACACCUCCCCUGCUCUGCUCCUCAAAGAAAUCAUCCUCGUGGAUGACGCCAGCUAUGACGAGCGACUAAAGGACGAACUGGAUGAGUAUCUGAAACAGCUGCACAUCGUUCGCGUGGUCCGUCAGCGAGAACGAAAAGGCCUGAUCACUGCGCGGCUCCUCGGGGCCUCCAUGGCCUCGGGCGAAACUCUCACCUUCCUGGAUGCCCACUGUGAAUGUUUCCACGGAUGGCUUGAGCCGCUGCUGGCCAGGAUAGCAGAGAACUCCACCGCCGUAGUGAGUCCCGACAUCACCACCAUUGACCUGAACACGUUUGAGUUCAUGAAACCCUCACCGUAUGGACAGCAUCAUAACCGGGGGAAUUUCGACUGGGGCCUUUCUUUUGGUUGGGAGACCCUUCCGGAUCAUGAGAAACGGAGACGCAAAGAUGAGACGUACCCUAUUAAGACACCAACGUUCGCAGGAGGAUUGUUCUCCAUUUCCAGAGAUUAUUUCUACCAUGUAGGAAGCUAUGACGAGGAGAUGGAGAUUUGGGGAGGAGAAAAUAUUGAAAUGUCCUUCAGGGUUUGGCAGUGUGGCGGGCAGCUAGAAAUCAUCCCCUGUUCAGUCGUGGGCCACGUGUUUCGCACAAAGAGUCCGCACACCUUCCCUAAAGGCACGCAGGUGAUCGCUCGCAACCAGGUGCGUCUGGCUGAGGUCUGGAUGGACGACUAUAAAGAGAUCUUCUACCGGAGGAACCAGCAGGCUGCUCAGAUCGCCAAAGAGCGCUCUUUUGGAGACGUCUCCAAGCGUGUAGAUCUCCGGGACAAACUCCAGUGUAAGAGCUUUUCCUGGUAUUUGAAGAACGUCUAUCCAGAGGUCUUCAUGCCUGAUCUCAGCCCGCUGCAGUUUGGCGCGAUAAAGAACGUGGGGAAGGAGGCCUGCUUGGACGCGGGAGAGAGUAAUGAGGGAGGGAAACCUCUCAUUAUGUACCCCUGCCACGGGAUGGGAGGAAACCAGUAUUUCGAGUACUCGACCCAUCACGAGAUCAGGCACAACAUUCAGAAGGAGCUCUGUUUGCACGGGACGGAUGGAGUCGUCAAAUUAGAGGAGUGCCAGUAUAAAGGUCACAACACCAUCACAGGACCUCAGCAGAGAUGGGAGCUCAGAGAGGAUCAACUGUUCUAUAACAAGGGCUCAAAACAAUGCCUGACCGCUCGACAUGAGAACCCCUCUCUAGUGCCCUGCAAUCCAGCUGACAAGUACCAGCUCUGGGUCUUCACAUGAACGGCGGAACCAGUGACACACACACACACACACACUACAGGACGUGUGUACUCACGUGGUGACUUUUCUAGUUUUUAUACCGGAUGAGCUCAACCACAGUGAUGAUGACUAUCAGUCGCAUUCUCUGAAUGAACUGCAGAUUAAGGACGCAACAUGCAGAUUUUACAGCACCAAAGACUUCCUGAAAGUAUUUGCUUCAUAUUCACUUUUCACAAAGUGAGGUUGUUCUUUUCUUUUUUCUUUAAAUGUAGUGAAACAAAGUUCUCAUUACAGGUCAAAUAUUUUAAAUGGAA
This is a messenger RNA of Sinocyclocheilus anshuiensis, 2393 nucleotides long. RefSeq names its product polypeptide N-acetylgalactosaminyltransferase 3-like. The transcript is spliced from 12 exons. Gene Ontology annotation, molecular function: polypeptide N-acetylgalactosaminyltransferase activity. Bases 226 to 2100 code for a protein of 624 amino acids. NCBI's taxonomy places the organism in Eukaryota, Metazoa, Chordata, Actinopteri, Cypriniformes, Cyprinidae. Gene Ontology annotation, biological process: protein O-linked glycosylation. Gene Ontology annotation, cellular component: Golgi apparatus. The record is from RefSeq and is a predicted model, not a curated record.